AUGAGGUAUUUACCUACAGAGAACCACAGGAAACGCUAAACCGGUUUGUGGAGGAUAGUCAUUAACUGAUCGACCAUCAGUAGUUACUGGUUUUUGCGCUAGAUUUUAAUUGUCGCGUCAUGUUUGUUAAUUAUGUAAAAUGGUGUAAGGUGAUGUCAGUAUCAGCCGAGACAACCCCUUCCCUCAACCUUACAUGAUGUUGGUUAACAGAUUCACAACAAUGGACGUACACGCAUUUCUAUUCGUGUCUCUGGUGCUUCAGACCAUGUUCCAUCUAUCGUCUGGACGAGGGAAAAUGGUGGAACCGCCGAUGCGUUCUAGUCUCUGGAGGCACAAGGAAUGGUACGGCAAACCAAUGGUUGCCACGAAUACUGACGACGGAGGACUAAAUUGUGGGGGAUACUGGAAACUGCACGAGGUUAACCAUCACAGAUGUGGUAUAUGCGGCGAUGCUUUCGACAACAAAAACAGACCUAACGAAGCAGGCGGAAGGUUUGCCCAAGGAUAUAUCUCUCGUACUUAUUACCAUGACAAAAGCAAACUGAUCAAUGUAACCGUUGAUAUCAAAGCGAAUAUUGGUGGUUAUUUUGAAUUUAGACUUUGUCCAAAUAAUGAUGUAAGGAAAACAAUAACCCAGGAAUGUCUGGAUAAGAACCACCUGGUGAUCAGUGGCCAUGGUUACAGAUUGUACGUGGAGAGGGAUACUGUGUAUGAUCUCCAGCUAAAGAUCCCCGAGGAUCUCACCUGUACUCAGUGUGUUCUUCAGUGGAAGUGGAAGGGAUCCCACUACUGGGGGAUGUGUGAUGACGGAUACGGGGGGAUAGGAUGUGGUGACCAGGAGGAGUACUACAAUUGUGCUGAUAUAGCCAUUCUCUCAUCGAAUGACACCCAGGAUAUCACCCAGAAAAGUGAUAUAACUUCCUUUCCCGAAGCAAAUGCCGCUGGAGUUAAAGUAUGGAAGCAUGACCCUGACCCGGUUCGUGAGGUGACGACACAAUCCUCCUGGGGAUCGGACAAUGGCGGACCUUCCACUCCAUCGUGGUUACAGGACAUGCUCCUAGUCGCAAGCGAAAUGGGAAAGCCAGAACGAGAAAGAAAAGAAAAUAAACCAAAAUCGUCCAGCACUAAAUCAGUGCUGGUGUCGGGGGCUAUACCUGUGUUGAAUCUGCCAAAUAUUACUGCUACAUCUAUUCCUAUUCACAAUAUAACAAGUCUACACGGAAACAGUUCCUACUCCAAUGUAACGUACGAGAUCGAAAAGAAUACUGAUCAUCAAACAAAUGUAACGAAUGUUGGUGAAUCCCGUAAUGUCAGUGAAGCAAUGGGCGACACCAUGAUCUUUGAUGUUGGUCGUAAUGAUACAUGGAAUGAUAGAGAGCUACAAGGUCGUGGUGAACACAACAUAACCAUCCAAUGGGAGGGUAAGGACACGAGUAGUAAUGUUAUUCAAAAGCCCGAUGCCAGGACAACGAGUGAGUUUACACGUACACCUUUAGUUAAAGGUAUUCCAAUAUCAGACGUGUUUCUACAGUCUGAUUACAAUACUCCCACUGGAAACGAACUGCCCUGGGUGAGUCCUGCUGUAACCAGCGGUACUACAUUGACUCGUGGUGACGUGGGUGUACCAGGCGAUAACGAGAUAAGGAACACAUACUGGGCCGUGUCAAACAUUCCCGGGAACAAUAACCUAAAACAGAAUCAAGUUGAUUUACACAAUUAUCCUAAAGAUCAGAAUAUUGUCUCCGAUGGGCCGAAUAAAAAUAUAGCAAAUAUAGAUAAUCAGAUUCAUGUCACUUCCCUGCCGACAAAGGGAGGAAAAGCAACAACAGGAACAUUGUUCAAUCUUUACUCAACAACAUUAGGUGUGGUAGGAAGUACCCAGCCGCCUGUAGAGAUAACCACAACUGAAGGUCCACAACAAUCAUCGGGGUUCCGGGAGCGGAUCGGGGCUCCAGGGAUACCUAUUUUUGCAAAGGACUUUAUGGAUAUAAUGGGACGUGGAACUAUUUCGCCGUCUCCGCCCUCAUCCACAGUAAAUUUACAUACAACAAACGAUAGUGACGUAGCAUCUUUUACCGGAAAUGAACCUGUUGUCAUGGUAACCACUGAUGCCACAACUAGAGAUUUUCUUUCUUCACAGCGUGCCACCCUGAAAUCUUCUAUCGACGAGUAUGCAAUUAAUACUGAAAACAUGACCCACAUUUUGAAGGAUAUUACAACGCCCAUUACUUUGACGUCACAAUAUAUCACUUCGACUACACCCCCGAAUCUCCCUUCAACCGACAGUGUAGUUCUGUAUGACGUACAUAGAAGCACUACAUCAAUGCCGAUGAACGAUUAUAGAAAUACUACACUUGGUUCAUUAAACAGAACUCUCUCAAACUUCACAGUUUCAGGAAACGACUCCACGUUUGAACAACCUACAACACCAUCAACAGUCGGACAUAUGACUGAGUUGACCACCAGACCGGUAAAUAUAACAACCAUCCCAACGUCUACACCUACGGAGCAGACAGCAGAACUGUCAAAUUAUACAGAAACUCCUCAGAUGGCAAGUGUAGCUGAAGUGCAGCUUCAACGGCCUCUACAUGUCCCCACCUCGGGUAUGGGUAUUGAAACAACAUUAAAAGGAAUCAUUUCUGAUCUUGAGAUGAGCACCUUGAAUCCUGUCAACAGGAAUCCGUUUGAUGUACUUUCGACUACUGCCUUCAGCGAUGGAUUUAACGCAAAGGAAACCAGACUAAAUGGAAAUAAUAUUAGACACGAGAACAACCAGGAUCUAUUAAUACAAAACGUGACAGAUAUUCUAAGAGACAGCACGGGGACCGACAACCUCCAAAGUAUUUUAGAAGGACUCAUGAUCGAGACAAGUACUGAAAGUGCUCCGGCGUUUAAUCCCGCCAAAAAACCAGCCGACAUCCAUACUUUUUCUAACACACAUACGAACAAAGCUAAUGUUCGCGCAUCGAUCAUGCAAACAUUUAGACCGAAUAAUAAAGCAGAGAUAUUCAUCAAGUCCACCAACUUUUCUGCUCAGAAUAGAUCUGCAUAUCGCCCUCAUACUUUUACUGGCCCGCCAAACUUUAAAACUACUCCUACCACAACAGAGGGCUUAAUUAGUUCAAAUCUGACUACAAAGAUACAUUCAACUGUAGUGCCUUAUACCAGGAACGAUUUUGUCAGAAAUACUGGAAUUCAAGUUCAACAGAACUCUAAAACAUCCGGUGCAUUCGACGUGACCGCUAAUCCUGGUGUGCAAGAAAAGCCGGAUAUGGUGCAAGCGCAUGGCAGCUUUUCCUUUGAAAACAGUCAACAAGGGAACCAACGGACAAACCCUGAGCGAAAUUUUCAAAAUAAUGAGCAGAUGUCGUUCUCUGGCCAAGAUAUAAUCGAUGCUGGGAGAACAAUAGGGAUCCCGUUGAGCCAGAUUAGGCCAGGGAAUGGGGGUAUCCUUUCCGACGGCAGGCAGAUUAUAUCCGGCCUAGAUUUCGUCGACACUGACCUACAGUAUGAAACCGGAAAUAGAACCAUAGCUAUGUCACUGGUGGACAAUUCGGUGGGAUCGCCUUCCGGACCAGGGUCCAUGACGUCAUCUGGACAUGCAGAGAUGAUAUCAGGACAAAGAUUGAUAUCGGAGCAGGCACCAGUGGCGAUGAGGCAGGUAUCACACCAAACACCUAAGGACAAAGUAGGUGGCAAUUCAUUCAUGAUGCAUCCACCCCCUCCCAAUAAACAGCUCAGCAUGCAGUCAGGAACAGUCAUUGAGGACAUCAUGAGAAACUUAAGACCAGGACAAAAUUCACGGAUUAAUCAGAGACAGCAAGGUUAGGAUAAUUACCAAAACAAUUAUUUCAAUUUUCCUUACGAAAGUUCAUUUUUUGAUCAUUUGUAUCUCUGUAAAGCUUUACAUCAGCCGUCAUAUUUCAUUUCCCGACAUUUUGCUUAUAAAUAAUUAAAGCAGGAGCAUGUGUUAUGUGGUUACAGUGUGUUGGAACUGUACGUCGUUUACAAGGAGACAGCAUGUUAGCGUCUAUGGCUAUGACAAACUAGCCCGAUGGCUUAGACUAUAAUCAUCAUCAUUAUCUACGAGUUGGUAUCUUUAGUUACAAUAAGAAUAUAGCAGACACCGUAGAGAGACGGUCGAACACAACAACACAAAUACAAACUGAUAUAUUGGAACGUAUCUGUUUGUAAAUCCUAUCAUUUGAACCAAGAUAAACUGUUUAUAGGGUUUAUGGUUUCUUUACCAUUGUUUUGGUAUCAUAAGGUUUCCUUCAAUCAAACAAUCACUUUUCUGAUGCAAGACAUCUCCUCUGUCUUUGGAAUAUUUUAGAAAAAGUAGGUGAUAGAGUUAAAGAAAAAAAGAUGACGUAUCACACAUGAUUAAAUGACCAAAUGAUUAAUUUCACUAGGUGUGAAUAGUUCCGCUAUAUUUUACUGCAUCGAUUUUAUUAAUUAUUUACUAAAGUUUGAUCAAUAACAUGCCGUUCAAUCUCUAUAUCAAGGAUGAAAAGGGGUAACUUGUGGGUAAACGAAAGAUUCAGCUUAUUAUUUCUUUGUGUGAAUAUCGUAUGUAUAAGGAUUGAACGUCAUUUUUCAAUGUUCAUGUCGGUAUGAACACAACUGAUCUGAGUUCAUGUCGAUACGAACACAACUGAUCAGAGUUCAUGUCGAUACGAACACAACUGAUCUGAGUUCAUGUCGGUAUGAACACAACUGAUCUGAGUUCAUGUCGGUAUGAACACAACUGAUCUGAGUUCAUGUCGGUAUGAACAUUGAAAAUGGUAUGCAAUACAAUUAUUAUUGAUCUGAACAUAAGCAUUUCCGUAAAUGUUCGGUAAUAUAGUGGUGUGUAUGUCGCCAAUACAGACAAGAUUCCUGGAACAGUUUAACAACACCAAACUGUUUGCUUCUAACGGUUGUCUGACGUUAUUCGCGGAGGGAGGAGAAGCUUCAAAAUGACGCUGACAAGUUGCGUUCCUCGCCCAAUGAACGGAAUAUCUUCUGAUAAUGUUGAUAGAUAUCUUUGUCUGAAUUAAUACAAGAGUUAAAAAGUCAUACAGCUGGCUUUGUACAUUAGGUAUAAUAACAUGAAUAUUACUGGUUGUCACUUUUAUAUAUCAACAAGAAGAUACUUAAACCUGAAUUAAGAUUAAAAUA
Molecule: messenger RNA, 5160 nt
Organism: Mizuhopecten yessoensis (Yesso scallop)
Lineage: Eukaryota; Metazoa; Mollusca; Bivalvia; Pectinida; Pectinidae
Exons: 3
Coding region: 194-3829 (1211 amino acids)
Source: RefSeq, a predicted model, not a curated record